Molecule: messenger RNA, 453 nt
Organism: Cryptomeria japonica (Japanese cedar)
Lineage: Eukaryota; Viridiplantae; Streptophyta; Pinopsida; Cupressales; Cupressaceae
Exons: 1
Coding region: 1-453 (150 amino acids)
Molecular function (GO): phosphoprotein phosphatase activity
Source: RefSeq, a predicted model, not a curated record
AUGGUGGAUGAUGAGCCAGAAAGCUAUAAACUGCAACUGGAAAAUACUUUUCCGGUGAAGCCAUUUUAUGGCGAACUUAUACACAGAUAUCUUUUCAGGGUCAUAGAUUUUUUUAAAAUAGUGGUUAUGUGUAGCGAUGUGAGGGAUACCAUACGAACAUAUGAGGCUUUGAAUGGGAGCUAUAAUGUUAAGGAAUUAGCUCCCCAUUGCAGUGGGAAGAAAAUAAUCAUGUUGGAAUUGUUUGAUGUUCUGGUAAAGGCAAGCCAUGAGCCUCUCCAAUAUUAUGACUUUGCUAUUUCAUUCAUUCAUGAUAUUGCAAUUGGAUUGGGAGAAAUAGUUCCUUAUUAUGUCUUGAAAAGGCCUGGUGUGGAAAGUUUCUUGGCUGAAUUGGCUAAAAAAUAUAAAAUCGUUAUUUUUAUAGAUGCACAGAAAAAAUAUGCAGAUCUAUACUAG